UUAUUCUUGUUGGAUAAGAUCGCAGGAGGAGGAGGAGUCACAGCUUCUGUGUGCUAAACUAUUCUGACAAAUCAAAUAACCAGUGACUGUAACAUGAGGACCGGUGGAGAAUGAUAUCUCAUCCUGAAGGUUGUUACAGAAAGCCAGAGAAAAUGAACGGGUCGAACGGAUACGUGAUCAUUUAUUUAGUGGCCGUGAUUAGUUUCUGUGCGGCAGAGGCUUUGAACAUCUCGGCGGUGGAUGGAGACGGAAGAGAGAAUGGGACCGAGGCAGAUGGAGGCGGCUCGGUUCCCCUGGUGCUCACCAAAGUAAGCCAGAUCAUCGCCCGCGAGGGGAACUGUGCUUUAAUAGACUGUAAUAUCACCGGCGACCCUUUUCCAAACAUCCAGUGGUUCAACUCGCACGGACACCUGCUUGAUACUAAGAAAAGUGAUGGUAAAUGGUGGAUUCUGGACAACGGUGUCCUCAACAUCACCAGCAUCACGUUCGCAGACCGCGGCAAAUACACGUGCAUGGCCUACAAUGCGCACGGCAAGGCCAACUGCACGGUGACGCUGCGCGUGGUCUUCACCAACGGAGAUAUGGGUGUGUACUACAUGGUGGUGUGUCUGGUGACGUUUACCAUCAUCAUGAUUCUGAACAUCACUCGCCUUUGCAUGAUGAGCAGCCAUCUGAAGAAAACCGAGAAGGCCAUCAACGACUUCUUCCGCACGGAAGGCGCGGAAAAGCUCCAAAAGGCCUUUGAGAUCGCGAAGCGUAUUCCUAUCAUUACCUCGGCAAAAACGCUGGAGCUGGCGAAGGUCACACAGUUCAAGACCAUGGAGUUUGCGCGCUACAUCGAGGAGCUAGCGCGUAGCAUACCGCUCCCACCGCUGAUCAUGAACUGCCGCACCUUCAUGGAGGAGAUCCUCGAGGUCGUCGGCGUAGAGGAAAUGAGACACACUUUUGUCCGACAAGCACCUGAGAAUCACGGUGGGGCGGCUGCUGGCACUUCCGAUGAUGUUUUCACUAUCUUGCGCGAAAGAGAGCGGGCGAGGGAGAGAGAGAGGGAGCGCAGCGAUUCUCCCGCCCUGGACUCGGACGACGCGUCGCUUCACGAGCAGCCUCAGCACAUGGCCAUUCAGGUUUCGAUUCAUCCGCCGUUAGCUGCAGCAGGAUGCUGUAACGAGGAAGCUCCGCCUCUUUCCAAAAUAGUCUCCUCUCCAUCCCCAUUGGCUCAGCUGCCUCUGGAGGCGGAGUCUGAGGAGAAGGAAAACAAGGAGGAGUCUGUACAAGUAGGUGGUGCUGCACAGAAAACCCAAGUCAUUUAUGAAAGCCAUGUGUAAUAUCCUCAACGAAGAUUAAUGACCUCGCUAUGCAUUUUCUUGGGGAACGAAAAGGUCAAGAUUUGUGUUUCUUCUCAGAAGUUGCUUUCUAUUAGUCAUCUUAGGAAAGAUGAAGAAUAGAUGCAUUUGUGUUUGGGUGAAUCUCGCAAAACUCAUAUUUCUGGGUCAUAUUUUACCUUGGGGAGAACAAAAGAGGAAUUGUAUUUUGCCUAAAGAAAAUAAAGCCCAUUUUCCAUAGUUUCUGCAAUGCGUUGUGAUAUUUUAAUGAAGUUAACCCUCCAUCUUUAGAAGCUAUUGUAAUUCAUAAAAUGUUCUCAUUACAGUAAAAUUUCAAAAAUAUAUAUUUUUUUAAUUUUAAAUGCUCCAUAUUCAUUCAGUUAUACAUCUUGGGUUGUAUUUGUGACGGCGGAAUUGAAUUUAGG
This is a messenger RNA of Sinocyclocheilus rhinocerous, 1747 nucleotides long. Its product is annotated as microfi brillar-associated protein 3-like. The record is from RefSeq and is a predicted model, not a curated record. Lineage: Eukaryota; Metazoa; Chordata; Actinopteri; Cypriniformes; Cyprinidae. The transcript has 3 exons. Bases 111 to 1325 code for a protein of 404 amino acids.